This is a messenger RNA of Harpegnathos saltator (Jerdon's jumping ant), 1858 nucleotides long. RefSeq names its product COP9 signalosome subunit 4 (gene CSN4). Gene Ontology annotation, cellular component: cytosol; COP9 signalosome. The coding region runs from base 81 to 1316 and encodes 411 amino acids. NCBI's taxonomy places the organism in Eukaryota, Metazoa, Arthropoda, Insecta, Hymenoptera, Formicidae. The transcript is spliced from 8 exons. The record is from RefSeq and is a predicted model, not a curated record.
AUGUCGGUUAAAGAAUCGCGUCCGCGUCCGCAUUCUGCUUCUGUAGCUCGUAGUAGCGAAUAAAGUCAUCGCGAGAAAAGAUGGUGGUGACGGUGGCUUCAGUACGUCAACAACUCACAAAUUUGGCUCAUUCCGGCGGUUCCCACAAAGACCAGGCCGAGAAAUAUCGCGGAACUUUGGAUCAGAUAUUGUUGUCUUCCGGCGAAGAACUGGUUGAUGCCUUGAAAACGUUCAUCGAAGCAAUUGUAAAUGAGAAUGUAAGCUUGGUGAUUUCAAGGCAAGUUCUAACUGAUGUGAGCAGUCGUUUACUUUAUUUACCAGAUGAAAUAUCAAAAGCUGUUUCGCAUUACACAUUAGAUAAGGUUCAGCCCCGUGUAAUUUCCUUUGAAGAACAGGUAGCUAGUAUAAGGCAACACUUAGCUGAAAUUUACGAACGUAAUCAGAAUUGGCGAGAAGCAGCAAAUGUUUUAGUUGGCAUACCGUUGGAAACAGGACAAAAGCAAUAUACUGUUGAUUACAAACUCGAGACUUAUCUUAAAAUUGCCAGAUUGUACUUGGAAGAUGAUGAUCCAGUCCAAGCUGAAGCAUUUAUUAAUCGAGCGUCGCUUUUGCAGGCUGAGUCGAAAAAUGAACAGUUACAAAUUUAUUACAAAGUGUGCUAUGCCAGGGUAUUAGAUUAUAGGAGAAAAUUCAUAGAGGCAGCCCAGAGGUACAAUGAAUUAUCAUACAGGACUAUUAUUCAUGAGGAUGAGCGCAUGACAGCUCUUAGAAACGCAUUGAUUUGCACAGUAUUGGCUUCUGCAGGACAGCAAAGAAGUCGGAUGUUGGCAACGUUGUUUAAAGACGAACGCUGCCAGCAAUUACCGGCUUACUCGAUUCUUGAGAAAAUGUAUUUGGAUCGUAUUAUACGACGUUCCGAAUUGCAAGAAUUUGAGGCGUUACUGCAGCCUCACCAGAAAGCGUGCACUAUAGACGGAUUAGGCUCCACCAUACUCGAUCGUGCUGUUAUUGAACACAAUUUGCUGUCCGCUAGUAAAUUGUACAAUAACAUUACAUUCGAAGAAUUAGGUGCAUUACUGGAUAUCCCGCCUACCAAAGCGGAGAAAAUUGCUAGCCAAAUGAUCACCGAAGGUAGAAUGAAUGGAUACAUAGAUCAGAUUGAUUCUAUAGUACACUUUGAAACACGUGAGACCUUACCAACGUGGGACAAGCAAAUACAAUCGCUCUGUUAUCAAGUGAAUCAAAUAAUCGAGAAGAUCGCUCAGACGGAGCCGGAGUGGAUCGCGAAAGUUAUGGAAGAUCAAAUGGUGCAUUAAUAUAGGUCUUGUUUAUAAUACGAAGAGAAAACCGAUCGCGCAGAAUCGCGGAAAUCGCUUGUAACAUGUAUAUGAUAACGGAACCAGCCAAAAUCAGUAAAACACAUAGCUCACUGCUGAAACGCGAGUAUUGCCCAACGCACGUCAUGUGUAACAUACACUUUAUUCGGUUACCUUCCGCAAUGGCAUCAUGUAAAAUCUUUCGUUAAUAAUUUCCCAGAGAUAUAUUUAUGUUUUCUUCUUUUUCUAACCAUCAAUAGGCAGUAUUACGUUUUCUUAAAUGCAUAUUGCGUUGUGAAAACUACAAUGUCAAUCCUAAUAUCUCUUAGCACGCUUGCUAAAGAAGAGAAAAAAUUAGAACUAAAACAUGGAUUCAAAUUUGUUGCUAUGAACAUUACAAACCGAUGAACUCAGAGGGAACUGUUAAGGACACAUGUCGUCUCUCAUUUCUAAAAUCUGAUUCCGCUAUAAAAUUUAGACAAGAUCAUUGUAGAUGGAAAAGCAAUGUAAGUUCUUCUUGUAAAUAAAUCACAUUCAUACUU